Molecule: messenger RNA, 1732 nt
Organism: Amphiprion ocellaris (clown anemonefish)
Lineage: Eukaryota; Metazoa; Chordata; Actinopteri; Pomacentridae
Gene: dnpep
Product: aspartyl aminopeptidase
Exons: 15
Coding region: 148-1557 (469 amino acids)
Biological process (GO): proteolysis
Molecular function (GO): aminopeptidase activity; zinc ion binding
Source: RefSeq, a predicted model, not a curated record
GUAAGUGCCAUAAAAAUGAUUAUUGUCGGGGCAGUAUGUGGAGGUGUUGCUCCGUGACUGAGAGCUGCUUUGACUUUAGCCGUCAGCGGAAGAGGAGAGAAGAAGACGGAGGCAGGAAGCUCGAGUGUCCCGGUUCAGUCGUUGAUCAUGAAGAGCUCCAAGGACGCGGUGCAGUCAGCUGCCAGAGAGUUUCUGCAGUUUGUCAACAGAGGAGUGUCUCCAUAUCACGUGGUUGAAGAAUGUAAACGUCGUCUGCUGGAGGCCGGAUUCGUGGAGCUGAAGGAGACGGAGUCGUGGAACGUGACGCCGUCGAACAAGUACUUCGUCACCAGGAACUUCUCCAGCGUCAUCGCCUUCGCCGUGGGCGGACGCUACCUGCCGGGAAACGGCUUCUCCAUGAUCGGCGCCCACACAGACAGCCCCUGCCUCCGGGUGAAGCCGAGGUCUAAGAGGACGAAGCAGGGCUGUCUGCAGGUCGGGGUGGAGUGUUACGGCGGCGGCAUCUGGAACACCUGGUUCGACCGAGACUUAACCAUCGCCGGCCGCGUCAUGGUUAAAACGGACGGCCGGCUGGUCCACCGUCUGGUCCACAUCUCCAGACCUCUGCUGAGGAUCCCUCACCUGGCCAUCCACCUGCAGCGCGACAUCAACGACUCCUUCGGCCCCAACAAGGAGAACCACCUCGUGCCGAUCAUCGCCACGGCCGUCCAGGAGGAGCUGGAGACCGGCUGUACGUCCUCUGGAGACGCCUCCUCUGCCGCCAACACGGCUGAGAAGCACCACCCGGCUCUGGUGAAGGUUUUGUGUUCGGAGCUGGGCGUCGAGCCGGAAGCUCUGCUGGACUUUGAGCUUUGUCUGACCGACACUCAGCCGGCGGCUUUGGGAGGCGUGUACGAGGAGUUCAUCUACUCUCCUCGUCUGGACAAUCUGCACAGCUGCUACUGCGCCCUAAAGGGGCUGUUGGAGUCCUGCUCUGGAGACUCUCUGGCCAACGAUCCCAACAUCCGGAUGAUCACUCUGUAUGACAACGAGGAGGUGGGAUCAGAAAGCGCUCAGGGAGCUCAGUCCAAUCUGACGGAGCUCAUCCUCAGCCGCCUCGCCGCCUCCCCCUCCAACCUCACCGCCUUCCAGCAGGCGGCGCCGCGAUCCUUCAUGAUCAGCGCUGACAUGGCUCACGCUGUGCACCCCAACUACCAGGAGAAGCACGAGGAAAACCACCGACCAGCUUUCCACAAGGGCCCGGUGAUCAAGUUCAACAGCAACCAGCGCUACGCCACCACCGCCGUCACCGCCGCCGUCGUCAGGGAGGUCGCCAGUCGGGUCGACGUGCCCCUUCAGGACGUGAUGGUUCGGAACGACAGCCCCUGUGGAACCACCAUCGGUCCCAUCCUGGCCGCCCGGCUCGGCGUCCCGGUGGUGGACAUCGGAGCUCCUCAGCUGUCCAUGCACUCCAUCAGGGAGAUGUGCUGCACCUCCAGCGUCCUGCAGAGCACCGCCCUCUUCAAGGGUUUCUUCGAGCUGUUUCCCACCGUGAGGAGCUCGCUGGUCGUCGACUAGAAGAACCACAACCGAAGGACAGAAAGUAUUAAAGGCGUCAUUUUCUGUUUGUUUGUGAUGAAAAUGACGACACUUAACAUGCUGUAAUUUUAAUAAAAUCCACAUACAAAGAUGUAAAACACCAGUUUCUUUCGUAUGAACAGAAAUCAUUUAGAAUAAAAUGUUUAAAAUCCUU